CCCUUCAAUCAACUGAAUAUAAACUCGUUUACAACUUUUUAUUCUGAAAUUCUGUUAUUAAGUAGUGAAUAAAAAUAAAAAUGGGUAAAAAAGAUAAGAAAAAGAAAAAAGGAUUCGGAGUAGAGAAAACAACAGCAAAAACCGAUAAGAAACUCAUCGCAAAACAAAAGAAAUUGCUUCAAAAACUUGGCGAAGACGAUAUCGAGAAUAUUGUUUCAUCAUUUCAAACGUCAAACGCUCUUGAGACAGCAGAACUGCUCUGUGCACCACCUUCCUCAAGAACCAACUUCUCAAUUUGUUCAUUUGAUGAUAUAAUUUAUAUUUUUGGUGGGGAAUUUUUCAAUGGAAAUAAAACCGAUGUGUUUGGAAAUUUUUUCACAUUUAACACAAUUAAGAACGAAUGGAAGCAAAUAAAUGCCUCACCCACUCCAACACCAAGAUCAGGACAUCAAAUGAUUGUUUCAGCUCAAAAUGGUGGCGAAUUUUAUCUUUUCGGUGGUGAAUUUGCUUCUCCAUCUCAACUCCAAUAUCUUCACUUUCGUGAUCUUUGGCGAUUUCAAUUAAAAACAAAAAAAUGGGAGAAACUCAAUGCACCAAAUGGCCCGUCAGCUCGCAGUGGUCAUCGAAUGGUCUUGACAAAGAAACGAAUCAUUUUAUUUGGUGGAUUUCAUGACAACAAUAACAGUUAUCAAUAUUUCAACGACGUUUAUUGUUUUUCUUUGGAAAGUUACAAUUGGACAAAGUUGGAAACUUCAGGUAUUGCUCCAUCACCCCGUUCAGGAGUUAUAAUGGGAGCAACUGAAGAUGGUAAAGUCAUUAUUACUGGUGGUUAUACAAAAACAAGUGCCAAGUCAGAUGCUGAAAGAGGAAUCACUCACAACGACAGUUUCAUGCUACAAGAAGUUGAUGGUGGUAAAUGGAAGUGGAGUAAUAUCAAGCCUGGUGGUCGUCGACCAGCACCUAGGAGUGCUGUCGCUUGUACAUCUGGUUAUGGUGGAAGAAUUUAUACAUUUGGAGGUGUAAUGGACACAGAAGAAGAUGAUGAAAAUCUUAGAGGUCAAUUCAGCAAUGAAAUUCAUUUUCUCGACACAUCUGGUGGUGGAUUAGUUUGGAGAAAAGUUGAAAUUAAACCAAGAAAAUCUGAACAGCCUCAGAAAUCAUCAAAUGAAGAAGUGAUGGAAGUGACUCCAAUUAAGACCACAACUGACGGUGUUUUCACAGUAACAGUUGGUGGUGCUGCUCCAUCAAAACAAACAUCAGUUGAGCAACAUGAUUAUAUUGAUGUCGGUGGUCCAUCGCCAAGAAUGAAUGCGGGAAUUGUUCUUGUUCGUCAUAAUCUUUACGUUUUUGGUGGAAGUUACGAACAAGGCAAUCGACUUUUCACUCUUUGUGACUUUUACUCACUCGACAUCAAUAAAACUGAAGCUUGGCGUACACAUAUUGGAAAUCUUCCUUCAUUGACAUGGUUUGGAAGCGACAGUGAAGAUUCUUCGUCUAAUGAAAGUGAAGAAGAUGAAAGUGACGAUGAAGAAGAUGAAGGUUCAGCUGAUUCUGAUGAAAUGGAAACCGAUAAGUGAAUUUUAUUUGAUUAAAAAAUACAAUUGAAUUAAAAUUAUAAGAAUAAAAUGUUGUGUUAAUUAAGAUCCACACAUCAAACAAUCAUCUUUGUUUUCCAAUGAACAAACCAUUUCAGCCAAUUUCUUUUCACGUUCGUCAGUUCCAUUAACAGAUUUAUUUGGUGAGUUAUGAGCAGAAGAAGGCGAAGUUGGUGAAGAAAUAUUUCCAUUACCAUUCAUCUUAACAGUUGUGGUUGCAUUUUGAUUCAAACGUUGCUUAUCUACAGUGAAUUGAAUUGCAUUAGCAGCUGGCUUUGUACGUAAGUAAUACAUUCCAGUUUUCAAUCCCAUUUUCCAUGCAUGGAAGUGAAUUGAAGUCAACUUUCCAUAAUUUGGUUCAGCAACGUGAAUAUUAAAUGAUUGUGAUUGAUCGAUGAAUGCACCACGAUCAGCUGCCAUUUGAAUUUGAUUCUUUACUGACAUUUCCCAAACGGUCUUGUAAAUCUCACGAAUAUCUUGUGGAAUUUCUUCAAUUGAUUGAAUUGAUCCGUUGUUGCCGAUGAUUUUAUUUUUCAUGUCAUCAUCCCACAAAUCACGUUCAGUCAAAUCCUUGAUGAGAUGAUGAUUAACAACUUGAAACUCUCCACUAAGAACACGUCGGUUGUAAACGUUGCUUGUGUAUGGUUCGAAGCUUUCAUUGUUGCCGAGAAUUUGAGCCGUUGAAGCAGUCGGCAUUGGUGCCACCAACAAUGAAUUACGAACGCCAUGCUUAGCAAUUUUCUCCUUCAAAGUGGACCAAUUCCAAAGAUCUGUUGGCGUUUUAUUCCACAUAUCGUAUUGAAGAAUUCCUUUAGAUACUGGCGAUCCUUCAUAAGUCUCGUAAGUUCCAAAUUCUUCAGCAAGUUCACAACUUGCUUCCAAUGCUCCGUAAUAAAUUGUUUCAAAGAUUUGCUGAUUAAGUUUCUGUGCUUCGGGAGAUUCAAAAGGCAUUCGCAUCAUAAUGAAAGCAUCAGCUAAGCCUUGAACUCCAAUUCCAAUGGGACGAUGACGCAUAUUUGAUCGUUUGGCUUCCGGAACUGGAUAGUAAUUAACGUCAAUGAUUUUAUUGAG
Clunio marinus is the source of this 2666-nucleotide messenger RNA. The record is from the annotation of a GenBank genome assembly. NCBI's taxonomy places the organism in Eukaryota, Metazoa, Arthropoda, Insecta, Diptera, Chironomidae.